GAUCUUUGUGCUUUCCUCACGUGCCCUUUCUUGGUGGCCUUGACAGGACAAGGUGGGGCCCACCCAUGAGCUGGUCCAGAGUCUCAUCUCCACCUACUCCACCAUGGAUGCCAAGAUGGCUUCAAGUCGAGUGAUGCUGUUUUCCGAUUCCAAACCACUUGGGUCAGAGGCUAUAGAUAAUCAAGGGGACAAGUUCUCACUAUGUUGCCUAGGCUGGUCUCGAACUCCUGGGCUCAAGCAAUCCUCCCGACUUGGCCUCCCAAAAUCCUGGGAUUACAUAUGUGAGCCACUAUGCCUGGCCUGUUAUUCCUAUAUUCUAACUUAUCCAUCUCUUAUGUGUCAGAGAUGGCUUUGGAUUCCCUGUUCUGCGUGCUCCUGCCUGGCUCCUGAACCCAGCUGGAGAGGUGUGUCAAUCCCAACUGGUGAAGUACUGAGAGGAAGCUGCACAAAAGGCAGCAAGCUGAGUGGUGUCAUUGAGCAAACACAAAGUGGGGCUCAUCGAGGGAUGAGAUUUUGCCAGAGAAAGGACGAGCAGCAAGUCAGGGAGCUUAAGUUGCUCCUUCACAUGUUCCCACUCUCUGUGCGGCCACCAUGUAAGUCGGACCUGCCCUUCUGCCACGAUUGUAAGUUUCCUGAAGGACUUCUCCUUCUGCCAUGAUUGUAAGUUUCUUGAGGCCUCCCCAGCCAUGUGAAACUGAGUCAAUUAAACCUCUUUCCUUUAAAAAUUACCCAACCUCAGGUAUUUCUUUAUAUCAGUGUGAAAACGGACUGCUAUACUUUCUGAUAAUCAUGCUUCAGGAAUUGGGGAAUUCAGACUACCUGGGAUCAAACUAUGGCCCCACCCUUAGCAGUCGUGUGACCUUAGGAAGGUUACUUACCUUCUCCGUCUCAACAACUUCUGUAAAAUCUGUAACAUCAGAUUGUUUCUGAGGGUUAAAUGAGCAUAGCACAGUGGGGACACUGUCAGGCAGACACUGCUUGCCAGAUGUCGAGUAUUCAUCUUUAUUGAACUCAUUGUAUGGCUCUCGAUUUUGUAUGACAAAAUCAUGCUUAGUGCCUUGUUAGUAAAAGAAAGAAAAUCUGAAAGUCCCUGCCAUGGAAGGAAGAAAUAGCGGGGAGAAAAGGGAGUUGGUAAGUUUCAGCAUUUCAGAGCUUGGAGGGACAAGUUAGGUUUCUAUUUUAUGGAGAAGGAGGUGGAGGCAGGAUGGGUCCUAAGGUGUCAUUCAAGACACACAGCCAUAACUCUUUAUUGAAAGUAGAGCUAGGGCCCCAGGGAUUGCUGUGGUCAAGUUGCAGACAAAAAUGACCACUCAUUGGAAGACAGGAGAGGAGUGUUUAGUUACAAAAGCAGUCAACAAUUCAGGUGUAUCUAUAUUCAGUCAGCAAAUAAAAGUUGUUCAACUUGGUUGCUAAUGGGACCCACUCUACUGAGGCUUUGUAUAGAACUCAUAGAGGAAGAUGGCUUCAAGUAACGAACUACCCUGUACUUUUCUUAGGACUAAAAUCUCAGGAAGCUGGUGAUGAAUGAAAACCUUAGUCCCACUGGCACUGCACAAGGGACAAGGAGAGCAGCAGCAUCAUAAGCCACAGGGUGGGGCAGCCCAGGCAGGGGCAUUCUGAGCUGUGGGGGAGGGGUGGCAGCCAGGGUGGGGCAUUGUGAGCUGUUGGGGAGGGCAUUGUGAAGUGUGGGGUGGGGCAUUGUGUGUCACAUGCCUGGGCUCCCAACUGGGCCAGUGGGCUUCAGUCUGUAGGUGACUACAGAAGGAGGAGGAGCUCCGUCUGUUCUCUCUUCAGGCAGUUGUUGUGUCUCUCAGCGCUUGUUGGGUUCACAACCUAUUAAAUAAGCCGGCUGGUCUUCACCCUCCCAGACAAGUCAACUCAGGGGAGGCGGCAGGGUGUGGGCCUUGGCCCACAGCCCUAGCUGGGGCCGGGGCCAGGGCUGGUGCCCGGGGCUGGGCUGUGAGGUGGGCAGGCGAGGAGUGGGAAGACCAUCUCUGCAAGUGCAGCACAGCCUUGGCCUAGGACAGCGGGAGUGCGUGGCCAAAGCUGUGAGCAGAGGCACAGGUGGUGGCAGACAGUAGAGGCGCCCCAUGGGGAACAUACUGACCUGUUGUGUGCACCCCAGCGUCAGCCUCGAGUUUGACCAGCAACAGGGGUCGGUGUGUCCCUCUGAAUCUGAGAUCUAUGAGGCAGGAGCUGGGGACAGGAUGGCAGGCAAGCCCAUGGCUGCUGCUAUACAGCCUGCUGAGGUGACUGUUGAAGUUGGUGAGGACCUUCACAUGCACCACAUCCGUGACUGGGAGACGCCUGAAGCUUUGGAGCUUAACCUUUCUGCCAAUCCAGAGGCAAGCACAAUAUUCCAGAGGAACUCUCAAACAGAUGCUUUGGAGUUUAACCCUUCUGCCAAUCCAGAGGCAAGCACAAUAUUCCAGAGGAACUCUCAAACAGAUGUUGUAGAAAUAAGAAGAAGCAACUGUACAAACCAUGUACCUACUGAGCGUUUCAGUCAACAAUACAGCUCGUGUUUGACAAUAUUCCUUGAUGACAGCACAGCCAACCAGCCUUAUCUUACAAUGACAAUAAUAUCUGUGACCUUGGAGAUACAUCAUCAUAUCACACAAAGAGAUGCAGAUAGAUCUUUGAGCAUAUUUGAUGAACGGUUAUACUCAUUUACGGUUUCCACUGUGCACAUUACCCAGACAAGAAAUGGAGGUGGGAGUUUAAGUAACCAUUCCUCCUCCAUUCCAUCGACUCCCAGCACCAGCCAGGAGGACCUUCAGAUCAGUGUUCCUCCCACUGCCAACACACCCACGCCCAUUUGCAAGCAGUCCAAGCGCUGGUCCAACCUGUUUACAUCUGAGAAAGGGAGUGACCCAGACAAAGAGAAGAAAGCCCCAGAGAGUCAUUCUGACACCAUCGGGAGCAGCAGAGCCAUCCCCAUUAAACAGGGCAUGCUCUUAAAGCGAAGUGGGAAAUGGCUGAAGACAUGGAAAAAGAAAUAUGUCACCCUGUGUUCCAAUGGCAUGCUCACCUAUUAUUCAAGCUUAGGUGAUUAUAUGAAGAAUAUUCAUAAAAAAGAGAUUGACCUUCAGACAUCUACCAUCAAAGUCCCAGGAAAGUGGCCACCCCUGGCCACAUCGGCCUGCGCGCCCAUCUCCAGCUCUAAAAGCAAUGGCCUAUCCAACAACAUGAACAGUCUACGUAUCUCAGCCAAUUCAGACACCGAGCUGGGUGACUCCAUAUGCUUCAGCCCCAGUAUCUCCAGCACCACCAGCCCCAAGCUCAACCUGCCCCCCUCUCCUCAUGCCAGUAAAAAGAAACACCUAAAGAAGAAAAGUACCAACAAUUUGAAAGACGAUGACCUGUCCAGCACUGCUGAGGAACAAGGAGAAAACUUUAUCAUUGUGUCCGUCACUGGCCAAACAUGGCACUUUGAAGCCAUGACAUAUGAGGAGCGGGAUGCCUGGGUCCAAGCCAUCGAGAGCCAGAUCCUGGCCAGCCUGCAGUCAUGCGAGAGCAGUAAAAGCAAGUGCCGGCUGACCAGCCAGAGCGAGGCCAUGGCCCUGCAGUCGAUCCAAAACAUGCGUGGGAACUCCCACUGUGUGGACUGUGAGACCCAGAAUCCUAAGUGGGCCAGUUUGAACUUGGGAGUCCUCAUGUGUAUUGAAUGCUCAGGAAUCCACCGCAGUCUUGGCACCCGCCUUUCCCGAGUGCGAUCUCUGGACCUUGAUGACUGGCCAGUUGAGCUCAUGAAGGUUAUGUUAUCUAUUGGCAAUGACCUAGCCAACAGCAUCUGGGAAGGGAGCAGCCAGGGGCGGACGAAACCCUCAGUAGAGUCCACAAGGGAAGAGAAGGAACGGUGGAUCCGUUCCAAAUAUGAGCAGAAGCUCUUUCUGGCCCCACUACCCUGCACGGAGCUGUCCCUGGGCCAGCACCUGCUGCGGGCCACCGCUGAUGAGGACCUGCGGACAGUCAUCCUGCUGCUGGCACAUGGCUCCCGGGAAGAGGUGAAUGAGACCUGUGGGGAGGGAGACGGCUGCACGGCGCUGCAUCUGGCCUGCCGCAAGGGGAAUGUGGUCCUGGCACAGCUCCUGAUCUGGUACGGGGUGGACAUCAUGGCCCGAGAUGCCCACAGGAACACAGCGCUGGCCUACGCCCGGCAGGCCUCCAGCCAGGAGUGCAUUGACGUGCUUCUGCAGUACGGCUGCCCCGACGAGUGUGUGUAGUAUCUGUUUAAUUUGACUGCAGUCUCCUUGGUGCAAAAACAAAAUGAGGAAAAUAAAGAUAACUCAGAAUUUCAAAAGGAAAUCACAAAUUCAGCUAAUAAUAGCAUUUUCAGUACUUUUUGUAAACUAAGUAAAUACACAAAAUGUUGACUUUUCUGACCAUAAGACAUAUUUUAUGUCCUUUUGCCGAGGUGGAUGUGUUAGUCUCAGGCCCUCCUGGGCCACAUUGCCCAAGUCAGACAGGGUUCUGUAUUACGUAUUUAUAUAAGAUGUGUGAAAAUAUAUUUGAAAAAAAGUUCAUAAAUAUGCAUUGAUUUUUUUACACAUGGCACCUCUUUUUUGUUUUUCUUUUUUUUUUUUUUUUUUUUGAUGGUGUUUUGCUGUGUUGCCCUGGCUGGAGUACAGUGGCACGAUAUCGGCUCACUGCAAGCUCUGCCUCCUGGAUUCACACCAUUCUCCUGCCUCAGCCUCUCAAGUAACUGGGACUACAGGUGCCUGCCACCACACCCGGCUAAUUUUUUGUGUUUUUAGUAGAGACGUGGUUUCACUGUGUUAGCCAGGAUGGUCUCCUGACCUCAUGAUCCACCUGCCUUGGCCUCCCAAAGUGCUGGGAUUACAGGCAUGAGCCACCAUGCCCGGCCCAUGGCACCUCUCUUAAUUUAUAAAUUGAACUGGAUGUGAACUAAUAAUGUCAGCUAGUUGAGAUAAGAGGGUUACAGAUCAGCUGGGUGCAGUGGCUUACACCUCUAAUCCUAGCACUUUGGGAGGCCUAGGCGGGCUGAUCACCAGGUCAGGAGAUCGAGACCAUCCUGGAAAACAUGAUGAAACCCCACCUCUACUAAAAAAUACAAAAAAUUAGCUGGGCGUGGCCGGGUGUGGUGGCUCACACCUGUAAUCCCAGCACUUUGGGAGGCUGAGGCAGGUGGAUCAUGAGAUCAGGAGAUGAAGACCAUCCUGGCUAACAUGGUGAAACCACGUCUCUACU
Pongo pygmaeus (Bornean orangutan) is the source of this 5211-nucleotide messenger RNA. Its product is annotated as arf-GAP with GTPase, ANK repeat and PH domain-containing protein 5. Gene Ontology annotation, molecular function: protein binding; GTPase activator activity; GTPase activity. The transcript is spliced from 12 exons. The record is from RefSeq and is a predicted model, not a curated record. NCBI's taxonomy places the organism in Eukaryota, Metazoa, Chordata, Mammalia, Primates, Hominidae. The coding region runs from base 2091 to 4226 and encodes 711 amino acids. Gene Ontology annotation, biological process: activation of GTPase activity.